This is a messenger RNA of Mizuhopecten yessoensis (Yesso scallop), 2288 nucleotides long. RefSeq lists its product as uncharacterized. Bases 151 to 1083 code for a protein of 310 amino acids. NCBI's taxonomy places the organism in Eukaryota, Metazoa, Mollusca, Bivalvia, Pectinida, Pectinidae. The transcript has 8 exons. Gene Ontology annotation, cellular component: membrane. The record is from RefSeq and is a predicted model, not a curated record.
UAUUGUGUCAAAAUACAUACGCGUAGUAAGCAAAUAUCGUGAUAUUGUUUUAAAAGAUGAACGUAUAACGCGAGAUUGUGGGGUACUAUUUCAGCAGGUGACAAUAUGUGAGAGGGAUUCAGAUGACAACCUGAUCGUCUCGUGGUAGCCAUGGCAACGUGUCUUACAAUUUCCGGUGAUAUAUCUCGUGUGAUCCUGAUUAUUAUCAACGCAUCAGGACUGGCAUUCGCAUUAUUCCUGAUAGCGUUCGCGAGUAACCUUCGUGUCAAUCCUGACAACAGUUUCGGCACUGACUACGAGAGUACGGAGAAGGCCUUGUUGGUGUCCGUUGUGUCCAAACACCCCCCCGACAAUGACACGUCGGCCAUCAGUCAGUGGCACCUCAAGGACGCCGACGUCUUUAAUACGUUUUUCCUGGCCAUGUGGCUCGGAGGGGGGUUGCUCCUUAUCGUUUCCGUAGUUGGCCUCAUCAUGGCAGCAAAGAAAAGUAGUGGAGGGUUGCUCGUGCACGGAGGAUUCCUGUUCAUUCUUUUGAUUUGUGAGAUUGCCUUAUAUGGCAUGCUCUCCAACAGCACUGUCGCUGGCAAUCUGAAGGAUUCGGUACCUCUCAAAUCCUCUAUCCAGGGCUCUAUGUACACCGGCUUCAAGGAUUAUGGCGGAAUCUAUGGGACGGACGCUAAUAGUAUUGGCUGGUCUGUCAUUAUGCUGAAGUACGACUGCUGCGGGGUAUACGGAUGGACACAGUAUGAGACACUGACAGAGAAUACCCAGAGACCAAUUAAGCUCGCGGGAACGUUUAUCUGCUGUGAGCUGGAUAAUUUAAAGUUAUAUCUCAACGGGUCCUGUUGGGCUGGUGGUGUCCAUACCUCAGACAAAAACGACUGUUAUGAUGCCAUUGUUGAGGCCAUUCUGUCCUCGACCGUUGUACAACUGAUACCCUUGAUUUAUAUCGCCCAGAUUGUUAUGAUCCUUUGCGCCAUCUUGAUUAUCCUUGACAACAAGUAUACGGUUACUAAGGUAGAACCGGAAGAUGAUAACUACCCCGAGAAACCAAACGCGCUGAAUCCGAGAAAGGGAAAUUGAGUGACUGAACACUAGUUAUCGCCUUAAUAUCAACAUAGUUUGAUUGAGGGAGUUGUGUAAUUCAUCGUUUAAUGAUUUGAUGAGUUGAGUUAUUGGUGAUUGGUUGAAGAUAUCAAGACGCCCUCAUCAUGUUGAAUAUACGAAAUCAACAUCAUAAACGGACAACCACAUUGGAGAAUAAAUUAAUGAGUUAUUAAUGAAUCACCCACGGGUUUAAGGUGUGUAUAACACCGAUUGGUGGCUAAUUGGAAUGUUCAGUGUUCUGGAGACAUAUUAUUUUUAAUUUACAUUUCCACUACAAGUUCCUCUAUAAACAGAAUUCCGUCAGCGUUAUUUUGAAGCUUCUUCUUUCGUCUCGAUUAACAUGAGAGCACCUUAGAAUCAAACAUUUUGGUGACGUUAGAAUGUACCAGGAACCCUGUCAACGCUGUCGACACAGACUCACUAAUAUCGAAAUAUAAAGGAGUAUCUUUAUUUAGGUCAAUAAUAACUAAAUAUUUAAAAUGUUAAUACAAAGUUUGAACGGCAUUUUCCCAAUGUCUCAUGCCGGUAUGAAAUUCAAAAAACAAUGUCGUCUAAUCCUUAGAACUAUGUUUGUCAUUAUGCAGAAAAUAAAUAUAAGAUAAUUUUAUCAGUUCAUAGAUCGGUUAUGAUCAUGUUAAUUGAGUUUCAGGCAGUAAAUAUAAACGCAACGGCCGUAAAUAUAUUUACUUGCUACAGGCAAUUACUCAACUAACUGUAGUGUCAUCUGUAACAAAUAGACAUGGCAUGGUUUAGGAUCACCUCUCACAACAACGAUUUCAGACUUAAAGAUGUAAUUUUCUGUCAGUAAAUAUAUUUCACAGCAUGAUAAAUUCGUUAUAUAUAUAUGCUUUACUUAACAUACGUAACAUGGUUUCCUAUAACCUGCACAGAUUUCAUAUUUCCUUCGAGAUAUGCAACCAAGAUAAACUCUAUGUAGUUAAUAUAAUAGGUUUCGGAGUUUUAUGAGAUCCGAUACCAUAGGAAAAAUGUUUUGUUGGACUUCAGGCUGACAUCAAUUAAACUAAAUGUUUCUUGCAUUAAAACGAAUAACAUUUAUUUACCAAUUUAAUUGCAUUCAACAACCUCCUGUUUCAAGACAUGAUACUUGUUAUAGUUGAUGUAUUUAACCUCGUUAUAACUUCUGUUAUGUAUGAAUCUAAAUGUGUAAAAUAAAUAUAUUA